Molecule: messenger RNA, 3787 nt
Organism: Acanthopagrus latus (yellowfin seabream)
Lineage: Eukaryota; Metazoa; Chordata; Actinopteri; Spariformes; Sparidae
Gene: gpsm1b
Product: G protein signaling modulator 1b
Exons: 14
Coding region: 161-2155 (664 amino acids)
Molecular function (GO): GTPase regulator activity; protein binding
Source: RefSeq, a predicted model, not a curated record
CGAGAGAGGGGGAAAAAAGGGGGGAGUGGGAGUGACAGAGAAGCUCAAGAAGAGGAAGGAAAAGAAGGAAAAAAGGGUAGCCGCCCCUGGAGGAAAGGGGCCUCGUAGCGGGACGGAAGCCACCGAGAGAGGGGAGGCAAGGAAGAUUAGCAGCGGCGCUAUGGCUCAGUCGGCUGCUAACGGUGUGGACCAGGACCUGGCCAGCAAGAGGCUGCAUUCAAGGAUGGAGGCGUCCUGCCUGGAGUUGGCCUUGGAAGGAGAGCGGCUGUGCAAAGCUGGAGACUUUAAAGGUGGAACAGCAUUUUUUGAGGCAGCUGUGCAGGUCGGAACAGAAGACCUAAAGACCCUCAGUGCCAUCUACAGCCAGUUGGGCAAUGCCUACUUCUACCUCAAGGAGUAUGGCAAAGCCCUGGAAUACCACAAACAUGACCUUACUUUGGCCAGAACAAUAGGAGACAGAAUUGGAGAAGGAAAAGCCAGUGGAAACCUUGGUAAUACAUUAAAAGUGUUGGGACGGUUUGAUGAGGCCGUUGUGUGCUGUCAAAGACAUCUGGAUAUUUCUCAAGAGCAGGGCGACAAGGUUGGAGAGGCCAGAGCACUGUAUAACAUAGGGAACGUGUUUCAUGCGAAGGGAAAACAGCACUUAUGGGGCUGCACCCAGGAACCAGGGGACCUGCCUCCUGAUGUCAGAGACACACUACAAAGGGCUACCGGCUUUUAUGAGAUGAACUUGUGUUUGGUCAAAGAACUAGGUGACCGAGCUGCUCAGGGGAGGGCCUAUGGGAACCUGGGCAACACCCACUAUCUGCUGGGAAACUUUGUUGAAGCAAUAAAGUUUCACCGUCAGCGAUUAUCCAUAGCCAAAGAAUUUGGGGACAAAGCAGCAGAACGACGAGCCUACAGUAACCUGGGCAAUGCCCUGAUAUUCUUGGGUCAGUUCAACACAGCCACCGAGUAUUACAGGAAAACUUUGCAACUCUCACGGCAGCUGAGGGACCAGGUGAUGGAGGCUCAGGCCUGUUACAGCCUUGGGAACACCUACACUCUUUUGCAGCAGUAUGAGAGGGCCAUCGACUACCACCUGAAACACCUGUAUAUAGCCCAGGAGCUCACUGAUAGAGUUGGUGAGGGCCGUGCCUGCUGGAGUUUGGGAAAUGCAUACGUGUCUUUGGCGAACCACAAACAAGCUCUCCACUAUGCCCGCAAGCACCUGGACAUCUCAAAAGAAAUUGGAGACAGAAAUGGGGAACUGACAGCCAGAAUGAAUGUGGAGCAGCUGAUGGAGGCUCUGGGGGUGAAUGAGAGCGACCUGUCACCCUCCAGUUCGGAGUUUGAGAUGCAAGGUGCAAGACCUAAAUUCACCAAGAGAAACAGCAUGGACAGUGUGGAGCUGUGGAAGUACUCUUCAGAUAAGAAUGGUGAGAACCAAGAAUUGGAAAGUAUACCCAGGAGAUCCAAGAGUCAGCAAUCACAGCCAGGCAAAAGAAAAGGCUACCCUGACAGUCAGUCAUCAGAUGAGAGGCCGUGGUUGGACUCUCCGGUAGACACUGAUGACAUCACUGUACAAGUCCCGCCUCCAGUGCCAAAGCUGGGCCGUGAUCCCUCAGAUGAAGACUGCUUCUUUGACCUCCUCAGCAAGUUCCAGAGCAGCCGCAUGGAUGACCAGCGCUGCCAUCUUGAUGAUCCACAGAACGGAGACAACGGAGAAGGUGCUGCGAACUCCAUGCCAUCCCUGAACGAGAUGAUAGAUCCUUCAAUUACCACUUCCCCCCAAACUGAGGAGCUGUUCGAUUUGAUUGCCAGCUCUCAGAGCCGCCGUCUUGACGACCAGCGGGUCAAUGUUGGUAACCUUCCAGGCCUGAGGAUCACCCAUAACAAUCUGGGACACCUGGUGGGCGAGGGAGAUCAUCAAGAACCCAGUGAUGACUUCUUCAACAUGCUAAUUAAGUGCCAGUCCUCCAGGAUUGAUGAUCAGCGGUGCUCCCCACCAGAGGCAGGCCCCCACGCCCCUACAGUGCCUGACGAGGACUUCUUCAGCCUGAUCCAGAGGGUGCAGGCCAAGCGUAUGGACGAGCAGCGUGUCCAGCUGCCCACAGACGACCAGGACGACUCUGAAUCCCCUGAUUCAGAGCCGCCUGGUGGGUUCUCCAGCUAGGACUUGGUGGAGAAUGCUGCACAACUUCAUGUCAAAGAAAACAAAAUGGAAGAAGUGAAAGUAGCGUGCGAGCCAACAUUUAAAGACAGCACUGAAGGGUGAACUAACAAGAUUUUUAAUAACAAGACAAAUUUCAUGUGCAAUAGGUAGUGCCCUGUCAAAUGUUGCUCGAUGUAUUAUGUUCUAAAUGUGUGUAAAUAUAACAGGAAAACAAGCAGAAUUGAAGCUCAUUGGUGAGGGAGAAGAAGAAAAUAGGUUUUGGGGAACAGGAUGAACACAAACACGAAAUAUGUACUCAAUCUAAUGCCUUAAUCAGCAUUUUUUAGACUCAAGAUUGUAUUUCCUGGUGUCAAACGUGUUUUGUAGAAGCUCAAAGCACGGAACAUGGACAACCUACAGCAUGAGUCGUGGAAAUCAUAAAGAUCUGAUGAUAAAAACAGAGUUGAAAUGACAGAUUUGCACUGAAAUCUGAACCAGUUUUAUAAAAACAUGAAUUAUAAUGUCUAAACCAGCAGUUUUCAGGUCAGUAAUGAUCAAUGCUGCCGUUAUCGUUACAUUUUUGUGGUUCUCACCGCUCAUGGAGAAACUAUGUUAUUUGUGCAGUAACAGUAUUUGGGAUGUCCAUCCAGUGUUAAACAAACUGCUUUGGUCAGUUUAAACUUUUCCACUGAUUCAUUUUUUUUUGACUCAGACAAAAUAAUAUGAAUAAUUUAAAUUGACAAAUGUGCAUUUAUAAAAAAUGCAUCUCUAUGCAGUAAUCAUGGUUACUGCGCAAAUAGCUGCUUCUUUUAUAGGUUGGAAGAUUAGCGUGGGGUGAUUAUUCAAGCUCCAAUUAGUGUUUUCUGCUUAGCUUUAGAAGUAAUGCUGUCCGUUGCCCAUAAUGUUCUCAACAUCUGCUAACAGACUACUGCUUUCUGCCAUUAUUAUUAUUAUUAUUUUGUCUUAACAUAGAAAUAGACGCCAAUGGAUGAGAUGGAUGUGUUAUAUUUCGAGGAAUCUAAACUAAGAUGUGCUGCCUCCCUGUGGUCAAAACUUUGUAUUACCUCUGUGAAAUACAGAGUGAAGUCUGUUCCCACUUGUGAAUAUUUGUAUGUUUGUAGACUCUGACAACUUCCUUCUCAAAGGGAAAGUUUGCCAACUUUAAGCAUAAGUGGGGAGAUUUUUGCUAAUCAUUUCCGUUGGUGUGUGAUCAAAAUCAGGUAGAGCCCACUGUACAUUUUGAUCCAUUUGAUGCUAUGAAAACUCCAAGUUUGAAACAUUUUGCUGUACAGAGCAUCUGUUUAAUGGUACUGUACAAAAACAAUUUGACCUAACCUAUGGGCUUGCUAGUUCAUACCUCAUUUUUGUACCUCAAAGCUUCUGAACCUUCAAGAUGUUCUGAACCAUGAUGGAUCAUGUACCAAGUUCACAGCAGUUAUGUUUGAUUCAUCUAUCUUUGAUAAAAACAACACAUUUGGGAGAUAAAGUUAAUACUGUCUUUUCCUGUUUUUUGUGAAUUAACAUUUUUAGAAAGAACCUGGUACGCUUCUAUUUGCCAUAAUUUGUACAUAUAAAUAUAUUUUGUAUUUAUGUUCCAUUUGAGGACAUGAAUAUGUCCCCUCAUGCUUUUAAUAAAAUGUUUCAGAUGUUUUC